AAACCGAUUACGCUACAUACUUUACAACUACACCACCAACUAACAAAUGAAUGCACAACUCACUUUAUUUAUGGCAAUCCCAUCUUUAUUAAUUGUAAUCAACUCUCAAUUUUUACUUCUAAAAGUAAAACUCAAGUAUUUUCAGGUUUCAUGUUUCAUUCAUGUUAACAACCAAUUCUGGUUAGGUCUCAACAACGGGAAAAACAAAAAAGAGGAAAGCAAUGAGGUUUAUUUUGAACAACAACAAAAACAGCCCAUUUUCAUCUGCAUACAAACAUAAUCAUGUUUUUGUGAAGUUUGUUGUGUGUGUUCUCAUAUUGGGUUUGGCUUAUCGCCUCCUUUCCUCAACUUCUAUACAAUUUUUUUCUGAUGUGGGCACUGAUAUACCACCUGUUGUGGACAAUGACAAUAUAUUGCCACCUCCGGUGGGUAUUUCGCCGUUUCCCGAUGAUUUUCCGGUGAAUGAGAACCCAACUACUCAAAUUGGUGAUUUUCCGGUGAAUCAGAGACCAGCUACUCAAAAUGGUGAUUUUCCAGUGAAUGAGAACCCAACUACUUCUCAAAUUGGUGAUUUUCCGGUGAAUGAGAUCCCCACUACUCAAAAUGAUUUGAGGGAUGAGGCUAAUGCAAUGCCACCUCCCGUGGGUAAUUCGCCGUCUUCCAAUGAUUUUCCGGUGAAUGAGAGCCCAAUUACUCAAAAUGUCACAGGAAAAUGUGAUAUUUUUAGGGGAGAUUGGGUUCCAGAUACCUCUGCUCCAUUUUACACCAACAAGAGCUGCCAUUUUAUAGACGCUAAUCAGGAUUGUAUGACGAAUGGGCGCCCUGAUACACAAUAUCUCUACUGGAGGUGGGUUCCGAGAGACUGUAAGUUACCCAAGUUUAAUUCGGAGAGGUUUCUUCAUUUAGCGAGGGAUAAAUCAUGGGGCUUCAUUGGUGACUCCAUUUCACGUAAUCACGGGCAGUCAUUACUUUGCAUGCUCUCGCAGGUGGAAGAAGCUACUGAAAUCUACCAUGACGAGGAAUAUAAAUCAAGGACGUGGUAUUUUCCACACCACAACUUCACACUUGCAAUAAUUUGGGCCCCUUUACUUGCCAAAACAGCCAUUUUUGAAGACAACAACGGAGUUUCAUCAGCAGCAAUGAAGCUUCAUAUUGACAAACUUGAUGCAGUAUGGACUGAACAAUACAAAAAACUAGAUUAUGCACUAAUUGCUGGUGGGAAAUGGAUAUUCAAACCUGCAAUCUACUACGAGAACGACACAGUGGUGGGCUGCCACAACUGCACUGGAAAGAACUUAACAGUGCUAGGAUUUGACGACGUGUAUCGCAAAGUACUACGGUUGAGUUUUGAUUUUGUAACCAGUUCGAAUCGCAAAGUGAAUUUUUUCUUUCGAAUGACUGCACCGGAUCACUUUGAAGGAGGAGAAUGGCACAGUGGGGGUUAUUGCACUAGAACAAUGCCAUUCAAGGAAGGAGAGGUGAAUAUGAGUUAUGUAGACACCAUAAUGCAUAGCAUUGAGUUGGAAGAAUUUGAGAAGGCAAAGGCCGCAGGAAGCAGAAAUGGGAUGAGUUUGAAACUACUGAACACAGCCAAUCUUUCAUUGUUGAGGCCUGAUGGACACCCAGGAGCAUACAGGCAGAGGCAAUUCCAAUUACUUGCCAAAGACAAAAAUGCAAAAGUUCCAAAUGAUUGCUUGCAUUGGUGCUUGCCUGGACCUAUAGACUCCUGGAAUGAUUUGUUGAUGGAAAUGUUGGUUAAUGGCCAAGAUUAGAAGCAUCACAACCAAUUUGCAAAAAAUCACUGGAUUGAUUUGAUGCUAGUCCACAUGAUCUGAAGAAAGAGCAGUAGCAAAAUCCAAUAAAACCCAUCAUCAAUACAUUUUUCCACAGGUUGAAGCUUGCAAGAAGAAGCUGAAGUUACCUGAAAUCGUUUGUAUUUAUUUUUUACUAGUGUUUUGUUUUAUUGUACUUGCAUGAUAUAAUUUUCUGGCUAUACUGUAAAAAUAUACAUUCUUUAUUACACACAGGGCAUUAAUCGAA
Messenger RNA from Cornus florida, 2040 nucleotides. RefSeq names its product protein trichome birefringence-like 24. Gene Ontology annotation, cellular component: Golgi apparatus. Gene Ontology annotation, molecular function: O-acetyltransferase activity. The record is from RefSeq and is a predicted model, not a curated record. Lineage: Eukaryota; Viridiplantae; Streptophyta; Magnoliopsida; Cornales; Cornaceae. Bases 222 to 1772 code for a protein of 516 amino acids. The transcript is spliced from 5 exons.